AUGGCAGGAUCAUACUCAAAAACGCCUUCUAGGGCUUCUUCCACUCCCAAGACGAAUUCCACCAAGCGAAACGCAAGCAUCUUGAGUUUUUUCCAGAAGACCGAUACUCCACCGGGGGCCACGUCUAGCCAAUCUCGCAUGACCCAAUUUGUCACAUCCACCCGUUCAUCGGGCAGUGCAAGACCUUCAUCUCGGCGGCGAACCUUUGUGAAAAAAGAUGACAGGCCAGACGAUCUAUUUCUAGAAGACAAGAAGGGUCUAACCAAGUCGAUCGAGACGAGUAAAAAUGGACAAUUGGAGACCGAGGAUAUUUGGGGCGCUGGUGAUGAUAUGAUUCUUCCGGAUGAUACACGCUUCAACGAGAAUUCACCUGUCAAGCGCCAAAAGGUGGAUUCGUCGAGUAUUUCGCCUGAAAAUCGACUACAUGACCCUGCCUCAAAGCCCACCACACCUGCUCCGACUCGAGCAAAAAAGAGCAAUGGGCCAUUUAUCGAUGAAUCAGACAGUGAGGAAGAGGAUUUGGAAGCCUACAAGGAGCUGAACGAGACUUCCUACACCAAUUUCGACACCGAGCACAAUUUGAAAGCUAUCGCCACUGACGACUCUAUUGGAGACCCACAUACCGGGCUUCGCCAGCCGCCAUCGGUAAGAAAAGCCACAAUUGAUGCCGAAAAUGAAGAAGAAUCCCCGAAUUUUGACGAUCUAGAAGAGGACGAGUUUUUAGGGGAGGAGUUUCGGGAACGACCAUGGGAGUUAGAAGAGCAAGAAGAAAAUUAUAAGCACGAACUGAACGCCACGAGCAAUAAUGAGUUUGCGGAUGCACCAACUGAUAUCGGAUUAAAUACUUGUCCAAUAUGUCCGAAAGAUUUGACAGGAUUGACUGAAACAGAAAUUGCUAUACACGUAAACGAUUGUUUAGAUAGUAAAACUACCACUGAGGAUGAUCUUAUCACAAGUGCGCCAGUCGAAUCAGCACAAUCAAUGGAUGCAAUAAAGAAAAAAUUAUCCCGCGCUGAACGGGCUGCUAUUGCCCGUCCUGCUCAACGCGAUCCCUAUUCUCAAAAUGCCGCUGGUGAACGCUCAGCGUUUUCCAAGAUGAUGGCUGGUAAUGCCGAAGAUACGGCCUGGGCAAAUGCAGCUGCCAACGAAGUAUCCUCACGAGGGAAGCAGGCAUAUCAAAGGUCUUGUCCCUUCUACAAGAUUAUGCCUGGGUUUUCAAUAUGCGUUGAUGCAUUCCGCUACGGCGCCGUAGAAGGAUGCAAAGCCUACUUUCUCAGUCAUUUCCAUAGUGACCACUACAUUGGGUUGACCAAGUCCUGGUGCCAUGGCCCCAUAUACUGCAGCAAAGCAACAGCCAACUUGGUGCGACAGCAGCUCCGUGUCGACCCUAAAUGGCUGGUAGACCUGGAAUUUGAAACCAGCUGUGAAGUUCCGGACACAGGCGGUGUGCGAGUCACCAUGAUUCCUGCAAAUCACUGCCCUGGCAGUUCACUGUUCUUAUUUGACAAGACUUUUGGGAAAGGUCCGGAUGCUCGACAGCAGCGUAUACUUCAUUGUGGUGAUUUUCGGGCGUCAAAGGCUCAUGUCCAGCAUCCGCUUUUAAGACCUGACCCCGUCAAUGCGGUCACUGGGAAGCCGCGGCAGCAGAAGAUUGACAAGUGCUAUCUCGACACCACCUAUCUCAACCCUAAAUAUGCUUUUCCUGAUCAGGUCGACGUCAUCAACGCAGCUUGCGAGCUGUGUGUUCGUCUCAACGAGGAGGCAGGUGUGGGGAUUGAUCAGGGGAAAUUUACAACGGGGUUGAUGAACAAGUUCCUUUCGUCAGUUACUGGGACAGCGAACGAGCAAGAGUCAAAACCACCGAACAUAGGAGGCCGAUUGCUCGUUGUUAUCGGCACAUACAGCAUUGGCAAGGAAAGAAUCUGUAUUGGAAUUGCGAAGGCACUCAAGUCAAAAAUAUUUGCCACGCCUCAAAAACGCCGGAUAUGUGCUUGUUUAGAAGACGCUGAACUGACUGCCCUCUUGACAAGCAACCCCCAAGAGGCACAGGUCCACAUGCAAAGCCUGUUUGAGAUCCGGGCUGACACAUUGGCCGACUAUUUGGACUCUCUCAAACCUCAUUUUUCGCGCGUCGUUGGCUUUCGUCCUACCGGUUGGUCAUAUCGACCCCCAGCCGGCCGAAUGUUAGACAAUCCGCCUGUUUCAACCGUACUUCGAGGAGAGCAAUGGAACAAGUCGUUCACAUCUGAGCAAUUGAUUCCUCAGCGCGGCAGCACGAGGGAGAGUUCCUGCUUUGGAGUGCCGUAUAGCGAACAUAGCUCUUUUCGAGAGCUUACCAUGUUUUGCUGCGCACUUCGUAUUGACCGUAUUAUUCCUACUGUCAAUGUUGGUAGUCAGAAGAGUAGAGAUAUGAUGAAGCUAUGGAUUGAUCGUUGGGAGGCAGAGAAGAAACGCAAUGGGUUAUUCCCGGUUAAUGAGUGGUGA
Molecule: messenger RNA, 2484 nt
Organism: Penicillium taxi
Lineage: Eukaryota; Fungi; Ascomycota; Eurotiomycetes; Eurotiales; Aspergillaceae
Product: DNA cross-link repair protein PSO2
Exons: 2
Coding region: 1-2484 (827 amino acids)
Biological process (GO): interstrand cross-link repair; double-strand break repair via nonhomologous end joining; protection from non-homologous end joining at telomere
Molecular function (GO): damaged DNA binding; 5'-3' DNA exonuclease activity
Source: RefSeq, a predicted model, not a curated record